GAGGCAAAAAGAUAAGAUUUUUAAUUAAACAGGAAUUUCCUGCUCUGCUAAGAGAGAUAGAGGUGGAGAGAGAAGGGAUAUGGUGGAUGGGCUAAAGAAGUAAAAGCUUAGAAAAGUGGGUUUUGUCUUGGUUUUGUUUGAUGAGCCUUGGGAGAUGUCAGGUGGUGGAUGCAGCAUAGUCUGGUUCAGGAGAGAUCUGAGAGUGGAGGACAACCCAGCACUAGCGGCUGGUGUGAGAGCAGGAGCUGUUGUUGCUGUCUACACAUGGGUACCUGAAGAAGAGGGCCACUUCUAUCCUGGGAGGGUCUCCAGGUGGUGGCUUAAGCAGAGCUUGGCUCAUCUUGAUUCCUCUCUCAGGAGUCUUGGAACUUGUCUCAUCACAAAGAGAUCUACUGAUAGUGUCUCUUCUCUUCUGGAGGUUGUCAAAUCUACUGGUGCUACUCAGCUCUUCUUCAAUCACUUGUAUGGUUAGUUUAUUUUCCUUUUUAUCUCCUCAACCUUGUUGUUUUUAUUUUAUUGAAUUGUUUUUUUUAAACAUUAAUUGAAAUAUUUUAAUGAAUUGUUUUGUCUGUU
Rubroshorea leprosula is the source of this 573-nucleotide messenger RNA. Lineage: Eukaryota; Viridiplantae; Streptophyta; Magnoliopsida; Malvales; Dipterocarpaceae. The record is from the annotation of a GenBank genome assembly.